GUUUACUCUACUACUGAAUCGCCAUCUUACGUUUAGAGUACGUUUUCAGCAGUUUAUAGUAGAUUGUUUUUGAGCAGUUACAACGACUAAUAAUUAUCACCAUUCGAGAAAGUGUAAAUUAUUUUUGAAAAUUGAACAUAACUAUUGAAAAUUUAAAUCGUCAUCAUGGAUGACCUACAAAAUUAUAAGCUACAACUCCAACAAGUUGAAGCGGCACUUACUACGGACCCAACCAAUGAAGAAUUGCUUAAAUUGAAAAUCGAUUUGGAGGAGGUCAUUGAACUGACACAUGAUUUAAUUAAGUCACAACAACAAGAGAAAAGACAGUCCAAUGGAAUGGAUGCGAAAGAUCCAAUUUUGUUAGCUGUUUUAGCAAAUAAAUGGAAAAUUGGUGAUCAAUGUAUGGCACCAUGGAGCGAAGAUGGAAAAUACUACGAAGCAACGAUAGAUGCUAUAAGUGAAGAGGGAGUUGUUAACGUAACUUUCAACGAAUAUAAAAAUACUGAUGUAACAAUGUUGAGCCAACUAAAAUCUGCAGCUAAGAGACCUGCAUCCGAUUGGGCUGAUCAAAAAUCCAAAAAAAUGCAAGCUGCUGCAGUGGCUGGUUCAGAUCCAAACAAACAGCGCGAGUAUCUUAAGAAAAAGAAGCAGAAGAAACUUCAGCGUUUCAAGGAAUUGGAAGAGGAGCGCGAAAUGGAGAAAAAUAAAUGGUUGGCAUUCACGACUAAGUCUUCGAAGAAGGGCGUUGUAAAGAAGAGCAUAUUUGCUACACCCGAAAAUGUAAACGGUCGAGUUGGAAUCGGUACUUGCGGUGUAAGCGGACGAGAAAUGACAAAGUUUAGUAACGGCGAGAAAUGGCGCCGAGGCACUUAAAUAAGUAAAAAUAGUGUAUACAUAAAAAAACUCUUGCUCGUCCAAGUUAUAAAUUAAGCCGGGAUGCCGUCAAAGAUGUGGAGGAUGGCAGACAUUUCGCGUUGCUACAAAGAGUAGAAACUACCGACUAAGCUGGGACGAAUUUCUCGUGCAAAAUGUCGAUGAUGAGGACGACAACGCCGAAUCCUCAAAAAAUCAAAGGAAGCAAGCGGAUGAGAACGAAGAAUAAUGUGUAAAACUGACCUUUACAAAACUCCCAAGUUUCUUUGGAUUUUUCUAUAUUCAUGCGCAAUGGUAGUUGUGCAGAUAGAUGAAAUAGCUGCAAACAAAAUGGUGGGUUUUAGAUUAUAAUUAUGAAACGUUAAGAAUGAUUUGUACGUAACGAAUUAUUCGUACAAAUAAAUGUAUAUUUUAAGGCCAAUUUGUCAUGUAGUUCUUUGGUGUUUAUUAUAGAAUUUUAAUUAUGAAGAUAUACCACUUGAAAACUUAUCAUGCAAGUACUCCGUUUUCUUUAAUGAUACUAAACAAAUGUUUGCGACACGUGAUAAUGGGUACAGAAAGAGGAAUACUGUGUAGAUCAAAAGUUUUUUAAAAGAUAUUUUCCGUGAGUCUUUGAACGCAUGAAAUUCUAAAUCAUGGAUUUUGUUUUUUUCCUAUUGUAUACAGAGAUUCACGAGAGAUGACAGUAUGCCAUCUAAAUUACAAUCACUCUAGAUGUCUGAAAAAAAUAUUCUUUAAGAAAUAAUACCGAUGCUCAGGGAGAUCGCUUUAACAUUUAUUUAUAAUACAUUAAUUUUUAAAUAUAAUUUAUAUGUUUUAAAGUGAAAAUUAAAAUUUAAUACGUAGUUCAAGCGAACUACAAUGCACAGAUUACUUUGGAUAUUACGCAUAAUUUCUCGUCUUUACUUUUCGACAAAUUUCUUGAUAGAAUUGAAAUUAUUAUAAGACAAUGUUGGCAAACAAUACUUUAUUAUGCAUUAAAUGACAAUUUGCAAGAAGUAUUGAGUUCCUUCAAUAAACACUAUUUAUUAAUACAUUGAAUAGAAUAGGAAUUAUCUUGAAAAUUGGCCUUCCUUGUACCUAUAUUAUUUUAGUAUAAUCCGAUGGGAUAAAUUGUUAUCAUUUUAAUACAGAAGUGACAAAGUUCAUCGGCGAUACUUGUUGACUAGAGGUAGAAUUGGUGAUCCUAACAUAAAAAAGUAGACUCAUAAGUUUAAAAAAUAAACUUAAAAGAUGCACUGAGGAGAUAUUCGUAGAGAUGGCGGUUCCCCGUAUAUUCUUAAUGUUAAAAGUAGUGUGUAGAAUUUCAACCCCGUCCAAAACUUGUAUGCUGGCUCCAACGGAUCUCUCGUAUCCACUGUGCCGAAUAGUUGUUAGACACAGUCUGAUGCGAUUAACUCCCUCUUUACUAAUGUCUGCUUGGUUAUACAUGUGCAAAUUUUUGUAAAUUAUGUAUACUCAAGUUUGCUUAGAUGAAAAAUCUUUGCGAAAAUCCUACUA
Messenger RNA from Cephus cinctus (wheat stem sawfly), 2373 nucleotides. RefSeq names its product survival of motor neuron-related-splicing factor 30 (gene Spf30). The record is from RefSeq and is a predicted model, not a curated record. Gene Ontology annotation, molecular function: RNA binding. NCBI's taxonomy places the organism in Eukaryota, Metazoa, Arthropoda, Insecta, Hymenoptera, Cephidae. Bases 166 to 873 code for a protein of 235 amino acids. Gene Ontology annotation, cellular component: precatalytic spliceosome; cytoplasm; nucleus. The transcript has 5 exons. Gene Ontology annotation, biological process: regulation of alternative mRNA splicing, via spliceosome; mRNA processing.